Molecule: messenger RNA, 1439 nt
Organism: Bursaphelenchus xylophilus (pine wood nematode)
Lineage: Eukaryota; Metazoa; Nematoda; Chromadorea; Rhabditida; Aphelenchoididae
Source: the annotation of a GenBank genome assembly
AUGGUCAGUCUGCGAUACCCACCUGUGGCCGGGUCAGUCCAGACUCUCCCUCCGGUUCCCAGACUAACUCGGCUCACCCAAUCCUCUAAUCGAUCGAGAAGAAACUCCUCUGUCACCACGACAAUUCAGCGCCCUCUUUCCUGCACAAUAGUACAUUCUAGAGGUACGAUUAAUUUUAUGAAUACAGCUUCAACCAACACAUUCAGAUGGCUGUUCCCUUGACAGAGAUAAUCGGAAUCCGAACAGAGAGGAAGUAUAUCAUCAGGAGGAGAGUCCCUCUUCCGAUGAAAGUGCAAGAUCUGCCAAUCAGAAUGAAAUGAUUUACAAAGUAAAUUUAAUAAGUGACUGAGUAAUCAUAGUUACAGGAAACUAGCUAUAUGAACGUACUUCCAAACAGAGCUUCAUUCUAUCGAGACUAUGGAACUUGCACAACUCUUGGACGCGGCAACUUUUCCAGAGUUUUUUUGUUGAAUUCGGGCCAAAACAAACAAGCUGUCAAGGUAACAUAGAAAAUAAAUUGAGAUUCUUUUCUUGACUCGGAUUAAAAAACCAAAUUUCAGGAAAUUGACAAGGAACGGAUGUCUGGGCGAUUGGAUUACGUCUAUAACGAGGUGAACAUCUUGGCGGAAUGUGAUCACGAAAACAUCUGCAAGCUCUUCAAAGCCUUCGAAUCUCCUGGGUAUUUCUUUCUGGUAUUCGAAUAUGCUCCGGUAAGAUCACAACUUUCAGAAAUAAGGGUUUUAUUUUAGUUCGGGGAUCUGUUUGAGUUUAUAAAACAAACUGGAAUCCCCGGAGAAGCAAACUGCGCCUGUCUGACAUAUCAGGUGGGUUGUAACGGUUCACCAAUAAACCAUGUUGUAGAUAUGCUCGGCUCUAGAAUAUAUUCACAAUAAACAAAUUGUCCAUCGAGAUGUGAAGCCAGAGAAUAUAUUGAUCAUGUCAGAGAGUUGGGUCAAGCUGACAGACUUUGGAUUGGCGUGCACAGUACUGGGGCCGCUUUACAGAGUAUGUGGAACACCCACUUAUGUUGCUCCAGAAGUCAUCUCGGAACAAGGAUAUGGAAGAGAAGUGGACAUCUGGUCUCUGGGAGUUGUUUUACAUAUAAUGUUAAUCGGAUUCGCUCCAUUCAGAGCUCCCCGACGUUCUCAACUAUUUAAAUUAAUCAGAAAAGCGUACCUUGGGUUUGAUUUCCCCAGAUGGAGUCACAUUUCUACGAGUAAGUUGCAAAAAACAUCCCGAAUUCAAUUUUACAGUUUUUUUAUGUAAUUUAAAUUUUUCGGAUUUCGGGUUUGUUGGCGAAAUGUCACAUUUUACAAUUAAAUCCUGAUAUUGCAGACGCCCAAAGCACCGUCCGUCGUAUGUUGUGUCCGAAUCCGAAACGUCGUGCCACGGCUACGGAGAUUCUGGAAGACGAGUGGAUCCAAUCUUUUCUUGUUUGA